AUGGCUUUGUGGCGUGCGUUGCUACUGUCUGGUCUAGCGGUAAGCAUUUCUGUGGCCUUACCAGCAACACAGGAAGGAGUACCCGCCGUGUCUCCGCCCGCCAAUGAAGCACGAGGAUUCCAACAACAAAGUCGUAACUCCAUCCAAAACAGUGACGAUGUCAUGAACAGCAUCUACAGUGACUGUCUCAAGAAAGAUUCGGUUUCUUGCGUAAAAUACAAGCUGUUUUCCUUUGUAGAUAAGGUACUAGGAAGUAAAGAGAGCUUCACGUUGACAGAAGGUGUCACCGUGGUCAAGAAUGCUGGAUCUCCACCGGAAGUCUCGGGAGAUGGAGGCCCAAGAGCAAUUGCAGGAGGCAAUGAAGAAACCAAUAAAGAUUUUGAGAGUAUGAUUGUCAACAGAGUUGAGAGGUUCCUGAAGACGCACACCCUCAAGGUAGAUCUUAAAGGAAAUGAAGUGUUGAAGGCGGUGACUUCUGCAGGUAGAGCUCUUGAAGAUGCAGCCGACAGCCUCGGACUGACGGAAGAGGAAGAAGUGGAGGACGGCCGUGACGCCAGCGAAGAAAGAGGAAAGAAAAAGAAGGUCAAGAUGUUGCUGCCUCUUCUGUUAGCCCUGAAACUGAAGGCAGCUGCACUUAUUCCUCUGUUCCUGGGCGCCAUUGCACUGAUUGCCGGUAAAGCCCUGCUGAUCGGCAAAAUCGCAUUCAUAAUUUCCGCUAUUAUCGGCCUGAAGAAGCUCCUGUCACAACAGAAGAGUGUCACGUAUGAGAUAGUCAGCCACCCGCAUCACAGCAGCAGUCAUCAUGAGUCAUACUCGUCAGGCGGAGGUGGAUAUGGCGGAGACCUCGGUCUUUACGGCGGGAGUGGCAGCGGCGGUCACGGAGGGUGGGGAAGGAGCGGCGUGGAUGCCCAGCAAUUGGCUUACCGCGGCUACCAGCAGGCCUCUUAA
Molecule: messenger RNA, 948 nt
Organism: Cryptotermes secundus
Lineage: Eukaryota; Metazoa; Arthropoda; Insecta; Blattodea; Kalotermitidae
Exons: 2
Coding region: 1-948 (315 amino acids)
Source: RefSeq, a predicted model, not a curated record